AUGACCACGUCGCGAGACCACGACCUCUUCGGCGGAUCUCCGGGCGCCGGCCUGAACGAGGGCGCGCAGAACGACGUGUACUACGGCCGGCUGCCCCCCAACAUCACCGACCAGGACAACCUGUGUCCGAUGCAGGAGGCGGCGCCGUGCCGCGAGUGUCCGACGCUGGUCUACCCGGGCGGCCGCGGCUUCCCCGUCGCCUACGGCAGCCAGGUGCGCAACGUGACCAGGAUCGAGGGACUCAAGGCCAAGGGGCUCGGCAACAGGACCAUGGCAUGUGAGCUAUCGGCCGUCGGCAAGCCCGUCUUCAACCGGGAUUCACGCGAGCGGUACGGCUCCUGGAUGCGCGACGCCUCCCCACCCAGCCUGCUCGACGCCGACAAGUACUGGUACACGCAUGAGCGCCAGCCGCGUCUCCUCUUCGAAUACUCCGACAAGGACAAGUUCGACCGCAAGAUCAUCACGCGCAACAUCACGCUGCCGGAGCGGCACCAGGGCAACUCGCACGUGGUGUACAACGGCUCGUUCUACUACCACGUGCGCGGCCGUCCGGAGAUAGUGCGGUUCAGCCUGCGCCAGGGCCAGAUCACCCACCGGCUGGAGCUGCCGCUGCUGGCCGCCAACCGCAGCGUCUUCCUCUACAACUCCAGCUACACCUACGCCGACUUCGCCGUCGACGAGAACGGCCUUUGGGUUAUCUACGCGCUGCCCGGGAACAACGUGGGAGUGGUGAAGCUGCAGUCGGACAACCUGGACGUGCUGCACACCUGGAACAUCUCCUUCCAGGGCGACAGUCACGCCAAGGACGGCGACAUGAUCAUGGUGUGCGGCGUUCUGUACGGCAUCAAAAGCCUUACCGAGAGUAACACCAAGUUCAGCCUGGCGCUCGACCUGUACACCAUACAGUCGCUGCCAUACGGCGACCUGACCUUCACCAACCCGUUCCGCCAGACCACCAUGGUCGGCUACAACCCGCGUCACAAGGAGAUCUACUCGUGGGACAAAGGUAACCAGCUGACCUAUCCGGUGAAGUACAACGCCCUGGACGACGGCUCCUCCACCGAUGAGCCAAGCCUAGAGGCGCUGAUGAACGCCCCGGACUACGUCAUCACAGAGUCCGACGAAAACGUCUGAUGACGUCAAUGGGCUUGAUCACACGCGACGAGCGAGGGGUGAUGAUGUCAUUGCAGGGUUGGACGUCAGAUGAUCAGCUAUGUCGUGAAAUGUGAUGAACACCGUUCACUACUAAGCUUCUCAGGCGAAGAACGGCACGGUGUAGUUGCAUCUGACAUGUAAAUAACGCACACCCUGACGCCACCACCGAUGUGGACGCCCGGUGACGUCACUGAUCCGCGCGCCCCACGACGGGCCGAGCGCCGCCUGCGGCUGUGGCGUCCCUGUGACGUCACUUGACCGGAGUCAGCUGCUGA
Pollicipes pollicipes is the source of this 1430-nucleotide messenger RNA. RefSeq names its product myocilin-like. The record is from RefSeq and is a predicted model, not a curated record. Gene Ontology annotation, biological process: signal transduction. The transcript is spliced from 6 exons. NCBI's taxonomy places the organism in Eukaryota, Metazoa, Arthropoda, Thecostraca, Pollicipedomorpha, Pollicipedidae. Bases 1 to 1134 code for a protein of 377 amino acids.